CAGCCGAGCGCAUCAGCAAAGCAGCGGCAGGGCAGUGAGCGAGUCACGCGCGCGAUCAGACCGUCGUCCUCUCUUCGCGUCUAGCUUUCUCUUCCUUUCUUUCGUUGAGCAGCUAGCGUGAGUUGGGGAGCGCGCGCGAUGGCGGCGAAGGGCGGCGGCGAGCAGGUGGCGGACGUCCACAGCAGCGAGAGGGCCAAGACACUCCUCCAGAGCGAUGCCCUCUACGAGUACAUGCUGAAGACGAUGGUGUACCCGCGGGAGAACGAGUUCCAGCGCGAGCUCCGCCUCAUCACCAAGGAGCACUCCUAUGGGUUCAUGUCGUCGCCGCCGGACGAGGGGCAGCUGCUGUCGCUGCUGCUGAAGCUGACAGGUGCCAAGAACACCAUCGAGGUCGGCGUCUACACGGGCUGCUCCGUGCUCGCCACGGCGCUGGCGAUCCCGGACGACGGCAAGAUCGUCGCCAUCGACAUCAACCGGGACUACUUCGACAUGGGCCUCCCCGUCAUCGCCAAGGCGGGCGUGGCCCACAAGGUCGACUUCCGCGAGGGCCCAGCAGGCCCGAUCCUCGACGAGCUCCUCGCCGACGAGGCCCGCAGUGGCAGCUUCGACUUCGCGUUCGUGGACGCCGACAAGCCCAACUACGGCAACUACCACGAGCAGCUGCUCAAGCUUGUAAGGGUGGGCGGCGUGCUGGCUUAUGACAACACGCUCUGGGCCGGCACCGUGGCGCUCCCGGACGGCGAGAGGGAGUUCACGGAGCACGAUAAAGCGAUCCGGGACGCCAUGAGGGAGUUCAAUGCCAAGAUCGGCGCCGACGCCCGCGUCGAGCCCGUGCAGCUCCCCGUCGCCGACGGCAUCACCAUCUGCCGCCGCGUCGCCUGAUGUAAAAUGAUUGAGUCAGUCUGUGCGUCGAUCUGUGCGUUGCUGUCGAUUGUCGUCGUCUUGGAUAGUUGGAUGGAUCGGGGCCGCUUUGCAUGCUUUAAUUGAGUUUGUGCGUCAAAUGGAAUAAAAUAAACAGCUGCUGUGUCAUUAUGUCCA
This is a messenger RNA of Brachypodium distachyon (stiff brome), 1038 nucleotides long. Its product is annotated as tricin synthase 2. The record is from RefSeq and is a predicted model, not a curated record. The transcript is spliced from 3 exons. Gene Ontology annotation, molecular function: S-adenosylmethionine-dependent methyltransferase activity; O-methyltransferase activity. Bases 139 to 882 code for a protein of 247 amino acids. Lineage: Eukaryota; Viridiplantae; Streptophyta; Magnoliopsida; Poales; Poaceae.